AGCCCUGUGGCGGCGACGACGAUGGCCCGGGAGCCAGUGGGCCCUGCGGGAGGAGAAGCCGUCGCAGCCUCGGCAGCAGGCGCCGCGGUGGGUAAUGAAAGAGGCUUUGAAAAUGUAGAACUGGGAGUCAGAGGCAAAAAGAAGAAAGUGCCAAGGAGAGUCAUCCACUUUGUCAGUGGUGAAACGAUGGAAGAGUACAGCACAGAUGAAGAUGAAGUCGAUGGCCUGGAGAAGAAAGAAGUUUUACCUACUAUUGAUCCGACAAAACUUACCUGGGGCCCCUACUUAUGGUUUUAUAUGCUUCGUGCUGCCACAUCAACCCUCUCAGUGUGUGACUUUCUUGGAAAGAAGAUUGCAUCUGUUUUGGGCAUCAGCACCCCAAAAUACCAGUAUGCCAUUGAUGAGUAUUACCGGAUGAAGAAGGAGGAAGAAGAAGAAGAAGAAGAAAACAGGAUGUCUGAAGAAGCAGAAAGACAAUACCAACAGAAUAAGCUGCAGGCUGACUCUGUGGUUCAGACAGAUCAACCAGAAACAGUGGUAUCCAGUUCACUUGUGAAUCUCAAUUUUGAAAUGGAGGGAGACUGUGAAGUAAUUACAGAAAGCAAACAAAACUCAGUCUCUCUCCCACCGUAGAAUUAAAUGACUAUCAAACGUCAAACGCUAAGGUUUUUAUACUGGGAACUUUUACAAUCUUUAUUCAGUGGGACUUAAUAUAUUUUAAAUUAUUGCCUGGAAAAGGGACAAAUGUUUCUUCAUUCUUAGGCUCUAUCUAGCAAAAGCCAGAUUUGAAAUUUGGAUAUCUGUACUAUAUGUUUACUGUGUCAUACUAGUG
Manis pentadactyla (Chinese pangolin) is the source of this 832-nucleotide messenger RNA. Its product is annotated as protein FAM177A1-like. The record is from RefSeq and is a predicted model, not a curated record. NCBI's taxonomy places the organism in Eukaryota, Metazoa, Chordata, Mammalia, Pholidota, Manidae.